Labrus mixtus (cuckoo wrasse) is the source of this 1970-nucleotide messenger RNA. Its product is annotated as serine/arginine repetitive matrix protein 2-like. Lineage: Eukaryota; Metazoa; Chordata; Actinopteri; Labriformes; Labridae. The transcript has 4 exons. The record is from RefSeq and is a predicted model, not a curated record. The coding region runs from base 317 to 1774 and encodes 485 amino acids.
GUCACUGCAACGGUCCAGAAAGGAGCGGAUCCCUCAGCGCAGGGAGCUACGGUGUGGCCCAAAGAGAUAUGACCCGGUUGGACCCUUCACCUCAUCGUGUAAGUGGCAGCUCCUGGAUGGAUGAGAGGCGGAGCAGAGACAGGUCCCGUCGGCCAUCAGGUAUAUUGAAAUGCAGAUUCAAAAACAGUAGUUGCUUUGUUGUUAAGCAUAUAGAUGAUAAUCUUGAUCUUGAGUUUUGAUUUCAGAGUCCAGAGGAGACAGGGAGCAAGAGAGUGGCUACUUCUCCCCAGACCGGAGAGGUGACGGCGAGCGGCAGAUGGAGGAAGUCAACAAACGGCAUUAUCGUUACUACGAGAGGGGGCAUGCUCUUCCUAGCAACUAUAUUCCAGAGCCCAAAGCCUGCGUCCCCUACCGGAGCAUCAACCUGGGUGUGCCAUCCCAGAGGAGGAAUCCAGAGACGUUCAUGCUAGAAUCUUGGAGAAGUGAAUCCCCCGAGAGAUACACCUACCACUCCAACUUUCGACGGGGAACUGACUCGGAGAGGAAUUCGCCGGCGCGCCACAGCUCUGUGAGUCCGGAUCGCUACAAGUUAAUUGAAUCUCCUGUGAUGACCCGCCGAAGGAGCUCCCUCUCCAGGAGUCAAGCCCGGUCCCACUCCUCGUCUCACAUCUCCUCUAAGCUUCCAUCGCAUGUUCCCUCUCGGCAUACAUCAGGCAGGUCCAGUCCAUCCCGCAGGAGGGAGUCCCUGUCCUCUCGGACCGUCUCACCCUCUAGAGCCACACCUUCUCACAGGCGCACAGACUCUUUCCAUUUGCAGGACGGUGAAUAUGAAGCACACAGGGGAUCCAGCCGAGACUUAAGGAGUCCGUCGCAAGCGUCGAACAAACACAGCUUGGACUCUGAAAGACUCUACAGGAACCUUGAGUCCAUCUCCCGCCGAGGGUCGUCCGCCAUCCAGAAAAGCUCGUGUGAGGGAUCUCAAGCGUCCCCUCGAACAAGAACGGCUGUUGACAGAGCAGCAAGCGCUCUGUCUCAAAACAGCCGGGAAGUAUCGCCACCCAGGAACGGCUACAGCACACACAGUCCCACCCCUCAAAGAGGGAGCAAACUGAGCCCUUCUCAAGGCUCCUGGCAGGGGUCCUCACACUCCUUACUCAGCCGCCCUCCCUCUCGUGGUUCUUCAACGUCGAGACAUCAACCAACAAGAGGUGUCGACUCACAGGCGCUCGGUGGUUUCCUGUCACCGGUCUCACCUACAGAAACCGAUAAAGGCAAUAAGGGAAAUAUUUAUGUCAGCGGCGACAGAAGCAGGAGCAGCAUUCGGAGGGGGAUGGAUGCCUUACUGAUCUCUGAACCCAAGAAGGCGGAAGUGGAAGUGGAGGAGGUGGGGAUGACCAUGGACGACUACGUUGUCCUGGCUAAUAUUCCAAAAAUCCAUCUGGAGUCAGAGGAAGAGCAACCAGGUCUGAGGAAGAGGAACCAGAGUCCCAGCCCGUGCAGGGAUCAGAAGCUAAGGACGUACAGGUGUCAAGAUGAAACAGACUUCUUCAAUGCAAGGUUUGAGUCAGACGAGAGGGGGAGGGGCCGAGAGAGAGGCCGGGACAGACGAGAGAAAUGUCGGGACUCUGAAAAUGGACAUUCCUCUAGGAGACAGUCAGCAGCAUCACUUCAUGCACAGAGCCCAGAUUAUCAGAGUGGAAAACACAGAUCUUUGAAGACAAAGGACCGAGCUCUUCUUGAACAAGCGCAGACACAGGUGAGCAUGGUCCCAUGACUUUCUGCAUCUUUAUAACUCACCCGCCUAUUGGGAGGAGAAACAGGUCAUUCUAAAGAAGCCCUCUGUAUUAAUCAUGACACUUUUAUCUAAGGUGUGCAUCUACAGCAGCACCUUGCAGGAAAAAGAAGCCAGCAGUUAGCACCCCAUGUUUUAGGGCAGUGUGUUCAAAUGAUUCAUCACCUUUAUAUUUAGA